CCUUCGUGCAGCCCACCACACCUGCAUACCGGCCACUGUCCAGUCACCUGUCUGCGGACACAGAGGUGAGGGGUAAGGGCACCUUGGUGCACGAAGCUCAGCUCAACUGCUUCUACAUCUCUCCCGGAGGUUCCAACUAUGGCAGCCCACGCCCAGCUCAUGCCAACAUGAAUGCCAAUGCGGCUGCAGGGCUGGCCCCUGAGCACAUCCCCACCCCGGGGGCAGCCCUAUCCUGGCAGGCAGCCAUCGAUGCGGCCCGGCAGGCCAAGCUGAUGGGCAGUGCUGGAAAUACCACCAUCUCCACUGUCAGCUCUACACAGCGGAAGCGGCAGCAGUAUGGGAAACCUAAGAAGCAGAGUGGCACAACUGCCACGCGGCCGCCUCGGGCCCUGCUCUGCCUAACUCUGAAGAACCCUAUCCGGAGAGCAUGCAUCAGCAUUGUUGAAUGGAAACCAUUUGAAAUAAUUAUUUUACUGACUAUUUUUGCCAAUUGUGUGGCCUUAGCAAUCUAUAUUCCCUUUCCAGAAGAUGAUUCCAACGCUACCAAUUCCAACCUGGAACGAGUGGAAUAUCUCUUUCUCAUAAUUUUUACUGUGGAAGCAUUUUUAAAAGUUAUCGCCUAUGGACUUCUCUUUCACCCCAAUGCUUACCUCCGCAAUGGUUGGAAUUUACUAGAUUUUAUCAUUGUGGUUGUAGGGCUUUUUAGUGCAAUUUUAGAACAAGCAACCAAAGCAGAUGGGGCAAAUGCUCUAGGAGGGAAAGGCGCUGGAUUUGAUGUGAAAGCGCUGAGGGCUUUCCGUGUGCUGCGCCCGCUGCGACUGGUGUCUGGAGUCCCAAGUCUCCAGGUUGUCCUGAACUCCAUUAUCAAGGCCAUGGUGCCCCUGCUGCACAUUGCCCUGCUCGUGCUGUUUGUCAUCAUCAUCUAUGCGAUCAUCGGCCUGGAGCUCUUCAUGGGGAAGAUGCAUAAGACGUGCUACAACCAGGAGGGCAUCACAGAUGUCCCAGCAGAAGAGGACCCCUCCCCCUGUGCUCUUGAGAGCGGCCACGGGAGACAAUGCCAGAAUGGCACAGUGUGCAAGCCCGGGUGGGACGGGCCUAAGCACGGCAUCACCAACUUCGACAACUUUGCCUUCGCCAUGCUCACCGUGUUCCAGUGCAUCACCAUGGAGGGCUGGACCGACGUGCUGUACUGGAUGCAGGACGCUAUGGGCUAUGAGUUACCCUGGGUGUAUUUUGUCAGUCUGGUCAUCUUUGGAUCCUUUUUCGUUCUAAAUCUGGUUCUCGGUGUGUUGAGCGGAGAGUUUUCCAAAGAGAGGGAGAAGGCCAAGGCUCGGGGAGAUUUCCAAAAGCUCCGAGAGAAACAGCAGCUGGAAGAGGAUCUCAAAGGCUACCUUGACUGGAUCACCCAGGCAGAAGACAUUGACCCCGAGAAUGAGGAUGAAGGCGUGGAUGAGGAGAAGCCCCGAAACAUGAGCAUGCCCACCAGCGAGACCGAGUCCGUCAACACUGAAAACGUGGCUGGAGGUGACAUCGAGGGAGAGAACUGUGGGGCGAGGCUGGCCCACCGAAUCUCCAAAUCAAAGUUCAGCCGCUACUGGCGCAGAUGGAACCGGUUCUGCAGAAGGAAGUGCCGGGCUGCCGUCAAGUCCAAUGUCUUCUACUGGCUGGUGAUCUUCCUGGUGUUCCUCAACACGCUCACUAUUGCCUCCGAACAUUACAACCAGCCCCACUGGCUCACAGAAGUGCAAGACACAGCCAAUAAAGCUCUCCUGGCCCUUUUUACUGCGGAGAUGCUCCUGAAGAUGUACAGUCUGGGCCUGCAGGCCUACUUCGUGUCCCUCUUCAACCGCUUCGACUGCUUCAUCGUGUGUGGGGGCAUCCUGGAGACCAUCCUGGUGGAGACCAAGAUCAUGUCUCCCUUAGGCAUCUCUGUGCUGAGAUGUGUCCGGCUCCUGAGGAUAUUUAAAAUCACAAGGUACUGGAACUCCUUAAGCAACCUAGUGGCAUCCUUGCUGAACUCUGUGCGCUCCAUUGCCUCCCUGCUCCUGCUCCUCUUCCUCUUUAUCAUCAUCUUCUCCCUGUUGGGGAUGCAGCUCUUUGGAGGGAAGUUCAACUUUGAUGAGAUGCAAACCCGGAGGAGCACGUUUGAUAACUUCCCCCAGUCCCUUCUAACUGUGUUUCAGAUCCUGACCGGGGAGGACUGGAAUUCGGUGAUGUAUGAUGGGAUCAUGGCUUAUGGCGGCCCCUCUUUUCCAGGGAUGUUAGUCUGUAUUUACUUCAUCAUCCUCUUCAUCUGUGGAAAUUAUAUCCUACUGAAUGUGUUCUUGGCCAUUGCUGUGGACAACCUGGCUGAUGCUGAGAGCCUCACUUCUGCCCAAAAGGAGGAAGAAGAAGAGAAGGAGAGAAAAAAGCUGGCCAGGACUGCCAGCCCAGAAAAGAAACAGGAGGUGGUGGAGAAGCCAGCAGUGGAGGAGACUAAAGAGGAGAAAAUCGAGCUGAAAUCCAUUACCGCUGAUGGAGAGUCCCCACCCACCACCAAGAUCAACAUGGAUGACCUCCAGCCCAAUGAAAAUGAGGACAAGAGUCCCUACCCCAACCCCGAUGCUGCAGGAGAAGAGGAUGAGGAGGAGCCUGAGAUGCCUGUCGGGCCCCGUCCGCGGCCACUCUCUGAGCUGCACCUUAAGGAAAAAGCCGUGCCCAUGCCAGAAGCCAGCGCAUUCUUCAUCUUCAGCCCUAACAACAGGUUUCGCCUGCAGUGCCACCGCAUUGUCAAUGACACGAUCUUCACCAACCUGAUCCUCUUCUUCAUUCUGCUCAGCAGCAUUUCUCUGGCCGCAGAGGACCCCGUACAACACACCUCCUUCAGGAACCAUAUUCUGUUUUAUUUUGAUAUUGUUUUUACUACCAUUUUCACCAUUGAAAUUGCUCUGAAGAUGACAGCUUAUGGGGCUUUUCUACACAAGGGCUCUUUCUGCCGGAAUUACUUCAACAUCUUGGACCUACUGGUGGUCAGCGUGUCCCUCAUCUCCUUUGGCAUCCAGUCCAGUGCAAUCAAUGUGGUGAAGAUCUUGCGAGUGCUGCGCGUCCUCCGGCCCCUGAGGGCCAUCAACAGGGCUAAAGGGCUAAAGCAUGUGGUCCAGUGCGUGUUUGUUGCCAUCCGGACCAUCGGGAAUAUCGUCAUUGUCACCACACUGCUGCAGUUCAUGUUCGCCUGCAUCGGGGUCCAGCUCUUCAAGGGAAAACUCUACACCUGUUCUGAUAGUUCCAAGCAAACAGAAGCAGAAUGCAAGGGGAACUACAUCACAUACAAAGAUGGGGAGGUUGACCAGCCUAUUAUCCAGCCCCGCAGCUGGGAAAACAGCAAGUUUGACUUCGACAAUGUCCUGGCAGCCAUGAUGGCCCUCUUCACUGUCUCCACGUUUGAGGGGUGGCCAGAGCUGCUGUACCGCUCCAUCGACUCCCACACGGAAGACAAGGGUCCCAUCUAUAACUACCGCGUGGAGAUCUCCAUCUUCUUCAUCAUCUACAUCAUCAUCAUUGCCUUCUUCAUGAUGAACAUCUUCGUGGGUUUCGUCAUCGUCACCUUCCAGGAGCAGGGAGAGCAGGAGUACAAGAACUGCGAGCUGGACAAGAACCAGCGACAGUGUGUGGAGUACGCCCUCAAGGCCCGGCCCCUGCGGCGGUACAUUCCCAAGAACCAGCACCAGUACAAGGUGUGGUAUGUGGUCAACUCCACCUACUUUGAGUACCUGAUGUUUGUCCUCAUCCUGCUCAACACCAUCUGCUUGGCCAUGCAGCACUAUGGCCAGAGCUGCCUGUUCAAAAUCGCCAUGAACAUCCUGAACAUGCUCUUCACCGGCCUCUUCACUGUGGAGAUGAUCCUGAAACUCAUUGCCUUCAAACCCAAGCACUAUUUCUGUGAUGCAUGGAAUACAUUUGACGCCUUGAUUGUUGUGGGUAGCAUUGUUGAUAUAGCAAUCACCGAGGUAAACCCAGCUGAACAUACCCAAUGCUCUCCCUCUAUGAACGCAGAAGAAAACUCCCGCAUCUCCAUCACCUUCUUCCGCCUCUUCCGGGUCAUGCGUCUGGUCAAGCUGCUGAGCCGCGGGGAGGGCAUCCGGACACUGCUGUGGACCUUCAUCAAGUCCUUUCAGGCCUUGCCCUACGUGGCCCUUCUGAUAGUAAUGCUGUUCUUCAUCUAUGCCGUGAUUGGUAUGCAGGUGUUUGGAAAGAUUGCCUUGAACGACACCACGGAGAUCAACCGGAACAACAACUUUCAGACUUUCCCCCAAGCCGUGCUGCUGCUGUUCAGGUGUGCCACAGGGGAGGCCUGGCAGGACAUCAUGCUGGCCUGCAUGCCGGGCAAGAAGUGUGCUCCGGAGUCCGAGCCCAGCAACAGCACAGAAGGGGAGACACCCUGUGGCAGCAGCUUUGCUGUCUUCUACUUCAUCAGCUUCUACAUGCUCUGUGCCUUCCUGAUCAUCAACCUCUUUGUAGCUGUCAUCAUGGACAACUUUGACUACCUGACAAGAGACUGGUCAAUCCUCGGUCCCCACCAUCUGGAUGAAUUUAAAAGAAUCUGGGCAGAAUAUGACCCAGAAGCCAAGGGUCGUAUCAAACACCUGGAUGUGGUCACCCUUCUCCGACGGAUUCAGCCUCCUCUGGGUUUUGGGAAGCUGUGUCCUCAUCGAGUGGCCUGCAAGCGCCUUGUCUCCAUGAACAUGCCUCUGAACAGCGAUGGGACCGUCAUGUUCAAUGCCACCCUGUUUGCCCUGGUCAGGACAGCCCUGAGGAUCAAAACGGAAGGGAACCUAGAACAAGCCAAUGAGGAGCUGCGCGCCAUCAUCAAGAAGAUCUGGAAACGGACCAGCAUGAAGCUUCUGGACCAAGUGGUGCCCCCUGCUGGUGAUGACGAGGUCACAGUUGGCAAGUUCUACGCUACUUUCCUGAUCCAAGAGUACUUCCGGAAGUUCAAGAAGCGCAAAGAGCAAGGGCUUGUGGGCAAGCCCUCCCAGAGGAAUGCUCUGUCUCUACAGGCUGGCUUGCGCACCCUACAUGACAUUGGACCUGAGAUCCGCCGAGCCAUCUCUGGAGACUUGACUGCCGAGGAAGAGCUAGACAAGGCCAUGAAGGAGGCUGUGUCUGCUGCCUCCGAAGAUGACAUCUUCAGGAGGGCGGGUGGCCUGUUCGGCAACCAUGUCAGCUACUACCAAAGCGACAGCCGGAGCACCUUCCCCCAGACCUUCACCACCCAGCGCCCACUGCACAUCAACAAGGCGGGUAACAACCAAGGCGACACUGAGUCACCCUCCCACGAGAAGUUGGUAGACUCCACCUUCACCCCCAGCAGCUACUCGUCCACUGGCUCCAACGCCAACAUCAACAACGCCAACAACACUGCCCUGGGCCGCUUCCCCCACCCCGCCGGCUACCCCAGCACGGUCAGCACCGUGGAGGGCCACAGGCCCCCCUCAUCUCCUGCCACCUGGGCGCAGGAGGCCACGAGGAAGCUCGGCGCCAUGAGGUGCCACUCCCGGGAGAGCCAGAUAGCCGUAGUGUGUCAGGAGGAGCCUUCUCAGGACAAGACCUAUGACGUGGAGCUGAAUAAAGAUGCUGAGUACUGCAGCGAGCCCAGCCUGCUCUCCACAGAGAUGCUGUCCUAUAAGGAUGAUGAAAAUCGACAACUGACACCGCCUGAGGAAGACAAGAGGGACACCCGGCCCUCUCCAAAGAAGGGUUUCCUCCGCUCCGCCUCCCUAGGUCGAAGAGCCUCCUUCCACCUGGAGUGUUUAAAGCGCCAGAAGAAUCAUGGGGGUGACAUUUCUCAGAAGACAGUCCUACCCUUGCAUCUGGUUCAUCAUCAGGCACUGGCCGUGGCGGGCCUGAGCCCUCUCCUCCAGAGAAGCCAUUCCCCGACCGCCAUCCCCAGGCCGUGUGCCACACCCCCUGCCACGCCGGGCAGCCGAGGCUGGCCCCCGAAACCCAUCCCCACCCUGCGGCUAGAGGGCGCCGAGUCCUGCGAGAAACUCAACAGCAGCUUCCCGUCCAUCCACUGCAGCUCGUGGUCAGAGGAGCCCAGCCCCUGCGGCGGGGGCAGCAGCGCGGCGCGGAGAGCCCGGCCCGUGUCCCUCAUGGUGCCCAGCCAGGCCGGGGCCCCGGGGAGACAGUUCCACGGCAGUGCCAGCAGCCUGGUGGAGGCGGUUUUGAUUUCAGAAGGACUGGGACAGUUUGCUCAAGAUCCCAAGUUCAUCGAGGUCACAACCCAGGAGCUGGCUGACGCCUGCGAUAUGACCAUAGAGGAGAUGGAGAACGCGGCAGACAACAUCCUCAGCGGGGGAGCCCCGCAGAGUCCCAACGGCACCCUUUUACCUUUCGUGAACUGCAGGGACCCAGGGCAGGACCGGGCAGGCGGUGACGAGGACGAGGGCUGUGCAUGCGCCCUGGGGCGCGGCCGGAGCGAGGAGGAGCUCGCGGACAGCAGGGUCCACGUCCGCAGCCUGUAGUCGCCGGGGCUGGGGAGACGCCGGGUUUUUAUUUGUUUCAAUGUUCCUAAUGGG
Molecule: messenger RNA, 6557 nt
Organism: Cavia porcellus (domestic guinea pig)
Lineage: Eukaryota; Metazoa; Chordata; Mammalia; Rodentia; Caviidae
Gene: Cacna1c
Product: calcium voltage-gated channel subunit alpha1 C
Biological process (GO): calcium ion import across plasma membrane
Cellular component (GO): voltage-gated calcium channel complex; membrane
Molecular function (GO): high voltage-gated calcium channel activity
Source: RefSeq, marked provisional